Molecule: messenger RNA, 1321 nt
Organism: Aspergillus aculeatus ATCC 16872
Lineage: Eukaryota; Fungi; Ascomycota; Eurotiomycetes; Eurotiales; Aspergillaceae
Gene: fmaE
Product: monooxygenase fmaE
Exons: 1
Coding region: 157-1155 (332 amino acids)
Source: RefSeq, a predicted model, not a curated record
CUCCCCUCACUUAUCAUUGGCCACCUCGUCUAGAUAGAGGAGUUUCACCUUCAGCCUGGAGAUCACUCGUCCAUGCACAGCACUAUAUAAACCCUGCUAAUUCCCCAUCCUUUCUUCCUCCUAGAUAGUCCCUCCAAACAACCCAAUUCAACCACAAUGUCAUCGCCAUCACAAUCAACCUUCACCCCCCUCCUCCCAUCCCAACCGCUCCCCCCAAAUGGCCCCAUCCGCUUCCCCUUCCAUCCCCCGAACUUCUCCGUCAUGCUGCGCGACAACAUGACCCUCAGCAGCUGGCUCCUGAGUGGCGCGCUCCUCCAGGGCGUCGCCUGGAGUCUCCUCGGCCCGAAAUCCCUCAUCCCGCCCACCGUCAUCCUCCUCUACCGCCUCAUCGACCACCUCCUAAUGGCCGCCCACAUCACCCGCAACCGCUACAUGGACCACACCCUGCAGACCAAAUUCUCGGCUCAGUACCCGACGACCCCAUCCACCACCAGCAACAGCAACAGCAACAGCAACAGCAACAGCAACAGCAACAGCAACCCCCAGACCCUCUCAAAAUACUUUCCCGCCACGCCGGCGGCCCAACCGCUCGUCGUCUUCCACCUCGGCGCCCGCGUCAACCACCCACUAGGCAUGUUCGCCCCAGGCUGGAAGGACCUGGGCGCGUACAACCAAAGAAUGCUGACGUCGAUGACAUCCGACGCCGAGAAGUACGGACUGUUGGGGGUGUCGCACUGGACCAAGGAUUCAGCUGCCGCGGGCAAUGAAACGAUGUGGGUGUUUUAUCUGCGGGACUACGACGCGCUGCAUCGGUUCGCGCACGACCCCGUGCACAUGGAUGGGGUGCGGUGGUGGGCGGAUGUCGUCAAGGCGCAUCCGCAUAUUGCCAUCUUUCAUGAGACGUACCUCGUCAAUCAGGGGCAGUGGGAGAAUAUCUAUAUGAAUUCGGAGCCGACGGGGUUGGCGGAUGCGUGGUUUCCGGUUUCGGUUGAGGAACCAAAGGGGGAGGGGGAGAAGGGCAGGAUGUGGGUGAGGGCGCCGGUGGAUGCGCGCGGGGGCGCGCUGCGGUCGGCGUCGCGGCGGUUGCAGCGCGGGUGGUUAGAGGAGGUGGAGAAGGUUGAGGGGGAGUUGUAUGAUCGGAGUUUUGCGGCGUGAGUUCGGGUGAUUCGGAGGGUUUAAGAGUGUGGUGGUGAGAAGGUGGGGAUUGGGGACUGGGUGGAUUGGCUUGCUGAUGGAUACUGUUUUAUGGAUUAGGGCAGGAGUGGGAGAUAAACAUAAGCAGGGUAUGACUCUUACAAUCUGACAUGCAAUUCUAGACGCC